UUACAACAACCCCACGCUUGAGUCAGCUGCGCCGUCUCCACAUGUGGAUUACUGGCAGAAAGAGAGGGACGAGCUGUCAGUGAGAGCUCCUGCAGUGGUCUGACUGAAACUUCGGGCUCCUGUCGUAUUAUUUUGAAGCUUGUGUUAAUGACAGAGCGGAAUCGGUUCCUCUUUACUGACUCUUCAGCUGCCUGUUCACGGUGUACGGCUCUUGCUUCUCGGUACAUGGCGACAUUUCUGUCCUUCUUGUUGUGUGUCAGUGUGUGAUUCAACUCGGUGCCAAUGAGCGCAAGUCACAGCUUGUGUGAAGUUCAUUAUAAGCAACAGGAGCAGCAGCAGCAGAGAAGGAAGAAGAAAGCCUUAUAAGGAGCACAAGCAGCGGACAAAGUUGGAUUAUUGUCGGGCGGAGGGCUUCUUCAGUUUUCCUCUUUGUUAGGUUUUAUUUUAACCGCUGGAAGUUAUGACUUCGGUGUGGAAAAGACUGCAGCGAGUUGGUAAAAAGGCUUCAAAGUUUCAGUUCAUCGCUUCUUACCAGGAACUCGUUUUGGAGUGUACCAAAAAAUGGCAACCAGACAAGCUGAGGGUGGUGUGGACCAGGAGGAACAGACGAAUGUGUUCCAAGCUCCACAGUUGGCAACCUGGAAUCAAGAACCCCUACAGAGGCAUGGUAGUGUGGCCUGUCCCGGAAAACAUCGACAUCUCUGUUACUCUCUUCAAGGAUGCCAAUGCUGAUGAAUUUGAAGACAAAGAAUGGACCUUUGUCAUUGAGGGUGAAAAUAAGGGUCACCGUAAGGUGCUGGCAUCCGCUGACAUCAACCUGAAGCGGUUUGCUAGCCCCACGCUAACCCAGACUGACCUGACGCUGAAGCUGAAGCCACUGUCUGUCAAAGUGGUGGAGGCCACGCUCAAGCUGUCCCUCUCAUGUGUCUUUAUUCGAGAGGGAAAAGCCACUGAUGAAGACAUGCAAAGUCUUGCCAGCUUGAUGAGCGUCAAACCCACAGAUAUCGGCAACCUGGACGACUUCAAUGAGAGCGAUGAAGAAGAGGAUAAGAAGUCUGUGACUGCCACAGUUGUCCCACACACUCUUACCCGUCCAAAUCGCCCUGCUCCCCCUCCACCUGACAAGCGAAACUCCACGGCAUCCACUUUGCCAUCCUCAGCCAGCGGAAGUGAUGGUGGUCCUUCCAGUCUCGCUGUGCACUCCCGGCCUCCUUUACCAAUUGCCCCCCGCCCUUCUCCACGCCGCUCGCGACAUCCCUUGUCCACUACUCCUGUCCAGUCAGAGAUCCAGCCAUCCCCUGGCCCCUCCCCUCAGCCGUCACCCAGGUCCAAGCAUAAGAAAUCUGCCAAUCCUGUUCUUCCUGAAGCUUCUUCUCUGACUGACUCUAAAGCUCCAAGCUCCCAGAUCACAGCAGAUGCUCCUUCAAUCCAGAGUAUGCCUUCUGUCCUUCCUCUGCCUGACGUGCCCGCCCACACUCCAUCUCCUAAAUCCUCUGAAUCUGUGUCUCCUUUACCUCCUGCCUCACUGGUGUCAGUUCCUGUGAAUUCUUCAUCCAGUUGCAAUGAAGGUGCUGCAGACUCAAACACACCCUCUUCUCUGUUCUCAAAGCCUGCCUGUGCACCUCCCACGAGCAUUUCUUCUGUACCUCCCAAACUUCCCUCCACUUCACCGUCGUCACCUGAGCCCAUUGUAACAUCAUCUUCCAUCACUUUACAGAAGUCUUCACUAACCGUAUCUACGUCUCUCCCGCAUAAACCCAAAUCCACUGGCUCCCAGCCCCUUUCUAUCAAAUCUUCCUUCCCAACAAAAUCUACCCUGUCCUCUGAACCUCCAUCAUCUCACCCUCCACUCACCUGGACCAUCUCUCAGCCUCCUUCUCUGCCUAAAAUCUUCCAGUCAGGCUCUGCAAAAGCUCCUGUUUCAUACCAGCGGCGCCCCCCAGAGGUUCAAACUGCAGAUGAUUCUGCUUCAGCCUCUGGACAUUCUCACAUUUUCAGACCUCAAAUUGUCAAGUCAGUCGCCCGCCCCACGUCUCCCUCUCCUUUUUCUUCUGAUGCCCCUCUUCUUUCAUCCGUACCCCCUCUUCCAAAAUCUCCCACCUCUAGCUCAGAGUCAGGUGCUCACGGAGCAAAGUUGAAAUCUGACUCUGUUAGAGCUGAUGGGGACAUCGCCCCUGUUCCUCUGUUAACUAGUCCUGAUCUUGAUGCCCUCUGUGACCCAGUGGCUCCAGUCUGUCCUGCUUCUAUCCUCUACACUUCACCCGCUCAAUCCUCUUCUCUACCAAAGCCUGCCUUUUUCUCCUCACCUCUCACUGUAACUCGUCCUUCUGCUCCUCCAGCACAUACCAGCUCCAGUCGGUCAGGGUUAACAUUCCCCCUCGCUCAGGUGGAUGAGGAAACGACCUCAGCAGUGAAAGAAGCAGCCGCAAGCCCUCUGCACCAAUCCAAGGAUUCCCCCAAAAACAAAGGGACGGCUUUACACAGCAAGCUGUCCACUCAGCCAGUCAGAGCAGCCCAGGAUUCAAAGGUGACCAUCGCAGAAAACAAAGUCGGACCAGUGCGGAUCAGUCCUCCCCAGACCCGCUCAGAGCUGAUCAUAGCGCCACCCCCUCCUUGGCCCUUUGCUUCCUGCGAGCGCGCCACUCCCCAGCAGCCCUCCACCACUGUCGUGGCAGCAUUUAUAACUCCUAAACAGCCCAAUGUUCCAGAGCAAAUUGAUGUUAAAAAGCCUUCCAGUGAGAGUAUUAGUAGCUCCAUUAACACAGAAAAGCCGCCCUUGGCAAAGCCAGAGCCAGAGCCUGACUUUGAUGAUGUCAUCUUUGAGUCGCCUAACCAGAGACAAGAAUCAAGGGGUUUGUUUCUGGAAGAGGAUGACUCUAAGCACGAUACUAUCAAAAGGUGUCCCCCAGGUCUUGAACAAAAAACCAAUGAAAAGAAGUACGGAGAAAAGCAAUUAGAGGAAGCAGCAAUCGCAAAGGAGCAGGAGAAGCAGAGGGAGGCAGAAAUUCAAAAGAAACAAGAGGAGGAAAGGAGGCGAAAAGAGGAAGCGCAAAAGGCCAUGCUCUUAAAGCAAGAAGAGAUGAGAAAACAUGAGGAAGAGAAGAAGAGACUGUUAGAAGAGGAGAAGAAGAGACUCUUACAGGAGGAGGAAGAGAUCAAGAAGGAGAAGGAAAGGAUGAAACGUGAGGAGGAGAGACUCCUGAAGGAGAAGAAAGAGAAACAGGAGAAACUGAGGGUAGAAGAGGAGAUGAGGAAGCGAGAUGAGGAGGAGAGGAGAAAAAGAGAGGAAGAGAGGAGACUCCUGGAGCUGGAGGAGGAAAAGGAAAAACUCCAGAGGGAGGAGGAGAGAAGACUUGAAAGAGAAAGAUUCAUCAAAAAGAUGAAGGAAGAGGAGGAGAAAAAGAUAGAGGAGAGGAGAGCAGUUGAGGAGCAAAGUAAAAGAAGGGAGGAAGAGAAAAAGAGGCUCGCGGAGGAAGAGGAAAAAAGAAAGGUGGAGGAGAAACGCUUGAAAGAGGCCAAAGAGAAGGAGCAGCAGAAAAUAAUAGAGGAGGAAGAGAGAAGAAAAAGGGAGGAAGAGGAGAAAAAACUCAAAGAGUCAGAGGAGAGAAAGAAGAGAGAAGCAGAAGAAAAGGAGAGACGACUCAAAGAGGAGAGAGAGAAGGAGAUAGAAAGGAUGGAGAGGAAGAAAAAGGAAGAGGAAGAGAAAAGACGUGAAGAGGAGGAGAGGAGAGAGAGGCUCUUAAAGGAGCAGAAAGAAAAUGAGAGGAUACAAAGGGAGGAAAUGGAGAGAGUUAAUAGGGAAGAAGAAGAAAAGAAGAGACAACUACAAGAGGAGAUGAGAAGGCAGGAGGAGAGGAGAGAGAGGCUCAUAAAGGAGCAGAAAGAAAAGGAGAGGAUACAAAGGGAGGAAAUGGAGAGAAUCAAAAGGGAAAAAGAAGAGAAGAAGAGGCGACUUCAAGAGGAGCUGAGGAUGCAGGAGGCAGAGAAGAAGAAAAAGGAGGAGGAGGAGAGAAAAAAGAAGGAAGAUGAGGUGAAGAGGCAGAGAGAGGAGAAAGAGAAAGCUGAAAGGAAAGUGAAAGAGGAAGAAGACAGGAAAAAGAAUGAAGAAAAACAAAAGCAGAAGCUGCAGGAGGAGGAGAUAGAGAGAAGAAAGAAGAAGGAGGAGGAGGACAGGAGGAGGAGGGAGGAGGCUCGAGCAGCAUCGGUCUGCAGGCUGGAGGCCAACAGGUCAGAUGAAGACAAAGAAAAGAUGAAAACGGUUUCCUCCUUGUCCAUUUCUGAGUUAAACACACACACGCCCCCUGGCGGUACCAAACACGCCAAUACGGCUCUUAAAAAUGUGACACAAACAAAACUUCCUGCUCCUCACUUCCCUCCGCUGGUCAAAAGCAGCACUGCAUCCAAGCAGCUUCCCUCACAAAUUCCCAACCAAUCACAAGACAGAGAGAAUGCCCCUCCAUCAGUUCGUAAACCAAACUCCAGCGAGCGCUCACACGGAGAGGAUGCUGCUGAGGUGCACAUGCCUGUUAGGCAAGAGAGCCAACCAGUUAAAGCAAAAGAUGGAGAUGCACAUCACAUUGCCGCACCCUCUGCUCAGCCCAGCGCACCGGCAGUUAAAGAGGAGCCUAAAGAGCCAGAGGGACCCAGGGUGGAAUCAGCAACCUCAGUCGAGGUUCCCCCCCGAGAAGCUGACGAGCGCGUGACUCUGGCGCCUGAGCCGCUUCAGCCCUCAAAACCAAAACCAGAACCAGAACUGCGGCCGGAACAAGUUCUUCAUCCAUCAGGAAAACCACAACAGGAGGGAGCAGAUGAGGAGGGAGCAGAUGAGGAGAAACCAGCCGAUGCCGUGCCUGGUGGUCACGAGCAUUUCAUCAACAAUAAGGACCCAGUGUGCGAGGCAGAAAAACAGCUGUGGGCAGCUGUGGAGGAGACCACCACCGAGAUAGGAGUGGAAAAAGGGAUGGAAAGUAGUGAAAGCAAGGAAGCGAAGAAGGAGAAGCUGAAAGAGGAGGAAGGUGUAAUAGGGGGGCCAAAACACCAGCUGGCUGACCUCCCUGAUGGCGUAGUUAAGAAACCACCAUUCCAGCUAGAAGACUCCCCCAGCACAGUCCAUCACUGUGAGAUCACAUCAUCUCGUCUUCCUACUUUACCAGAAGAAGAGACCUCUGACCCCAGGACCCCUGAUCCUGUUACAGUGGUCCGGGAGGAGGCUGAUGGGAAGGACGACACAGCUGAGGAUCUGGUGAACUCCAGCCAAUCGCUGCUUGAGUGGUGUCAGAGCAUCACUAGUGGGUACCAGGGGGUAAAGGUCACAAACUUCAGCACUUCCUGGAGAAAUGGGCUGGCCUUCUGUGCCAUCCUACACCACUUCCAUCCAGACAAAAUAGAUUUUGACCAGUUGGACCCUCAUGAUAUCAAACUCAACAAUAAAAAGGCGUUUGAUGGCUUCGAGGCGCUGGGAAUCUCUCGCCUGCUGGAGCCGUCAGACAUGGUCCUUCUGUCCGUGCCUGACAGGCUCAUAGUCAUGACCUACCUCAGCCAGAUCCGCUCACACUUCACCAACCAGGAGCUCAGCGUGCUGCAGAUAGAGCACAACAGCAGUAAGUCCAGUUACGGCGUCGCCCUCACCGGCCCGACUCCCACGAAUGUGGACGCUGCUGCUUUCUGCAUGGCCAGACUAAAUGAAGGAGUGAGUCUAGAAGAGGGAGGAAGCAGCACGCUGGUGGUCCCGCCACCAAGAGCUAAACGACAGCUUAAAGUGGAGGAGUCCAUAACUCCAGUCCCACCCCCACGGUCUCUUACAAAGGUAGUCAAGCCUGGGCCGGCUCAGGAUGAAAAUACAAUGUCUAACUCUGCAACAGAAAACACGAAUAAUACAGAGUUUCAGCGUGCAGAUGAGCCCCAGCCUCCAAAACAAGACGAGGAAACAAUGUCUCUGCAGGACACCAGCCAGUAUGUGUUGAGUGAGCUGGCAGCAUUGGAGACAGAACAGAAGCACAUCGACAGCAGAGCUGCAGUGGUGGAGAGACGACUUCGAAGUCUCAUGGAAACAGGAAGUGACCGUGAUGAAGAGGAGAGACUGAUCCAGGAGUGGUUCACUCUGGUAAACAAGAAGAACGCUCUGAUCCGCAGACAAGACAACCUGGAACUGCUACAAGAGGAGCAGGAUCUGGAGAGGAGAUUUGACCUUCUGACCAGAGAACUGCGCGUAAUCAUGGCUAUUGAAGACUGGCAGAAGUCACCCGCUCAGCAGCAGAGGGAGCAGCUGCUCCUCCAGGAGCUGGUGUCUUUGGUCAACCAAAGGGACGAGAUCAUCAGGGAUAUCGACACCAAGGAGAGACGGGCCUUGGAGGAGGAUGAGCGUCUGGAGCGUGGUCUCGAAAUGAGGAGGAGAAAAUACAGCAACAAAGAAAAAUGUGUGUUACAGUGAGACGAGUGAGGACAAGCACAAACGGCUUUUAGUACGGAUACUCCAAAGUCCCAAAAGAGUACUUUUUUUUAAAUACAAAGUUGUUGUUUUUUAAGGAUGCUGGGGCUCUGUAUUUUCUUGUAUUUAAAGUGCCUUGAGGACUGCUCUGAGUUUGACACUGCAAAAAAUAUGUCAUCUUGUCUGAUAAAAAAAAGAAAUUCAAAUGUUCAUUAUUUUAAGUGUGUCUUAAUAUAUAAGUAUUGAUUGAUUCUUUUCACCUAUUUUUAUUUAUUUAAAUUAUGUAUCUGACUGUUUUACAUCUAUUGCACAUUUGCUUUUUGUGUGUUUCUGUUUCUAAUCUGUGACUUUCAGUAUUCAAACACUGGCUUAUCCUCCAUUGUGAAAAACGAGGCCAAAAUAUUUGCAGCUUUGAGGGGAAGUUUAGUUUACAGUUGUUUGUAAUCUGCAGGUUUCUAGUAAUGUCACCCUACUUGUCGCUUCCCCGAGGAAAAAGUCCAUAAACACGCCCGAGCAUUUUGGAUAUCAAAAUAGUACGUGGUAAGUCAUGAGCUGGACUCGAAUGCCCAAUGUUGUUAGCGGAGGAUACGUGUUUUCAGAUUCAGGAUGACCCCCUGCAGCCUCAUGGAGCUCAAAGAUGUUUCCAGCCUAAAGUUACACCUUGGUAACUUGCAGUCUUUGUGGAUGUGAUUGCUCACAUCUGCAAUAUUCACAGAAAUCAAAGUGCUUUCCAUUUCUGUGUCGACUACUGCAUGCAUGCUUAUGGAGGUGUGCUAAUAAAGUGGCACUGUGCUCCACAGCGCCACUAUGUAUUCAUACUGUAGCUGCGUAUAAUGAAUCGAGGAUGUUUGUGAUGAUGAAAAUAAAAACAUAUCGGCUGGUU
Messenger RNA from Pelmatolapia mariae (spotted tilapia), 7310 nucleotides. RefSeq names its product EH domain-binding protein 1-like protein 1. The record is from RefSeq and is a predicted model, not a curated record. Gene Ontology annotation, molecular function: protein binding. The transcript is spliced from 27 exons. Gene Ontology annotation, biological process: actin cytoskeleton organization. Gene Ontology annotation, cellular component: microtubule organizing center; filamentous actin. Lineage: Eukaryota; Metazoa; Chordata; Actinopteri; Cichliformes; Cichlidae. The coding region runs from base 461 to 6430 and encodes 1989 amino acids.